CGUUAUUUGCGUAAUUUUCUCCGACUCGACUCUGGCUGCUGCUGAGUGCUGGAUUGGUUUAAAUGACAUCCUCUUUCUCCUGACAGACAAAUAGGAAAUGAUACUAAGUACAACCUUUCGAUGUAUGCAGUCAGCUGCUCCUUUGCAUAACUUCACAAUCGGGACAUUUUCUGGUCUUUGUUCAGUUGCUGUGAGAACAAUGAGUGACCAUAUGGACAAAACUGCCCAAAGCUUCAGAGAACCGGGCAUAAGUGAAGCAGAAGUAGUGUCCAUUGAUCAGGCAUCAGAGACGGUCAAAGUACUAAAACUUAAGGUCGAUGACCCCUCGUUCACGUUCAAGGCCGGCCAAUGGGUUGACUUUUUCGUAGAGGGGUUAGAUAUCUUCACUGGGUAUUCCAUGUACUCUGGUCCUACUCAGCUCAAAGAAGAUUCCACAAUAGACUUGGCUGUUAAAUUCAGUGACUACCCUCCCACUGUAUGGGUGCAUAAUCAGUGUGCUGUCGGGUCAAAGGUCAAAGUGAGAACAGGAGGGGACAAGCUGGUCUUUGACCCCAAACCUGGUGACCCAUCCUGGAAUGUUCUACUAAUCGGAGGGGGGAUCGGUAUCAAUCCCCUCAUUUCAUUGAUGCACCAUGCAGCAGAUCUCCAUGAUCAGAAGAAAGCUAAUCCUCAGGGAUACACCCCUGGAAAAAUGGAACUGCUCUUCAGUGCUUCAACCAAGAAUGAACUUAUAUUCAAGGACACCAUUGAUGAGUUGAUCUCAAAGCAUUCCCCAGAUAUUGCUGCUAGGUUUUAUGUGACCAAAGACUCGGACGUCGAUUCACCAAUAUCAAAUCGUAGGAUAGAUGCGAGUGACAUCAAGUCAUCUGUGGAGAGAUUAAGAGACGGUCCUCUAAGAUGCUUUGUAUGCGGUCCUCCUACCAUGAUAGCGGAUAUGGAAGGGUUGCUUAGCAAUGAGGGUAUCCCUGCAUCAGAUAUUUUUUGUGAGAAGUGGUGGUAAAGAUUGAAGAUUAUUCAUGCAAUAAUUGG
This is a messenger RNA of Lytechinus variegatus (green sea urchin), 1029 nucleotides long. Its product is annotated as oxidoreductase NAD-binding domain-containing protein 1-like. Gene Ontology annotation, cellular component: mitochondrion. NCBI's taxonomy places the organism in Eukaryota, Metazoa, Echinodermata, Echinoidea, Temnopleuroida, Toxopneustidae. The coding region runs from base 98 to 1000 and encodes 300 amino acids. The transcript has 7 exons. The record is from RefSeq and is a predicted model, not a curated record. Gene Ontology annotation, molecular function: oxidoreductase activity.